Fundulus heteroclitus (mummichog) is the source of this 2445-nucleotide messenger RNA. It is a transcript of the gene serpini1, whose product is annotated as serpin peptidase inhibitor, clade I (neuroserpin), member 1. Bases 123 to 1385 code for a protein of 420 amino acids. The record is from RefSeq and is a predicted model, not a curated record. The transcript has 9 exons. Gene Ontology annotation, biological process: negative regulation of endopeptidase activity. NCBI's taxonomy places the organism in Eukaryota, Metazoa, Chordata, Actinopteri, Cyprinodontiformes, Fundulidae. Gene Ontology annotation, molecular function: serine-type endopeptidase inhibitor activity.
GAGUCUGCGGCAAAUUAACAAGCUGCGAGCUGCGGAUGGGAGCAGCAGAGAGAAACCUCACUUAUCCAUCCAUCCUGCUCUACCUUACAGCCCCUUAACGCUCUCCUGUAGUCUACGCUGAGAUGUCGAUCUUGGACGUUUCGUUCCUGCUUCUCCUCCUCCUCGUCCUGCUCUCCAUCCUGUUGCCGGGCUACGGUUGCCGGGCGGCGGACAUUCCAGAGGACACCACAUCGGAGUUCUCGGUCAGACUGUACCACCGGCUGCAGGCGGCGGGGGGUCAGGACAACAUCAUUUUCUCCCCUCUGAGCGUGGCUGUUGCCCUCGGCAUGGUGGAGCUGGGAGCCAGGGGCGCUUCACUGGAGGAGAUACGAGAGGCUGUGGGAUUCAGUCACCUGCUGCCAGGCUUGGAGUUCUCUGUGCUCCAGAACCUGACAGAGGCGCUCUCCGACGAUGAUGCUCACUACGUGAUCCGGUUCGCAAACAGCCUCUUCCUGCAGGAAGGUAUCGGCUUUAACCCCGAGUUUCUGCACCUGAUGAAGAAAUACUUUCGAGCCGAACUGGAAACCGUGGAUUUCAGCGAAUCUUCGGCCGUCGCCGAGCAGAUCAACAACUGGGUGGAGAACCACACUGAGAGUAAGAUCCGUGCGCUGCUGUCAGCUGAAGACUUCAGCAGCGUCACCCGUCUGACUCUGGUGAACGCCGUCUAUUUCCGGGGCUCCUGGAAAAAUCAGUUCAGGCCAGAGAACACCAGGACCUUUUCCUUCAGCAGAGACGAUGGCUCGGAGGUUCAGACUCUGAUGAUGUAUCAGCAGGGAGACUUUUACUAUGGUGAGUUCAGUGAUGGCUCCCAGGAGGCUGGCGGCGUGUACCAAGUGUUAGAGAUGCCCUACGAGGGAGAAGACAUGUCCAUGAUGAUCGUACUGCCCCGGCAGGAAGUUCCUCUGGCUUCCCUGGAGCCCAUCAUCAAAGCGCCGCUGCUGGAGGAGUGGGCGAACAACGUCAAGCGACAGAAAGUGGAGGUGUACCUGCCUAGGUUUAAGGUGGAGCAGAAGAUUGAUCUGAAAACCACCCUGCAGGAGCUGGGAAUCACAAAAAUCUUCACCAGUGACGCUGAUCUCUCUGCCAUGACAGAUGGUAAGGACCUGUACAUUGGAAAGGCAGUGCAGAAGGCUUACCUGGAGGUGACAGAGGAAGGUUCAGAAGGAGCUGUUGGAUCUGGAAUGAUUGCCCUGACCAGGACUCUGGUGCUGUACCCGCAGGUGAUGGCCGAUCACCCGUUCUUCUUUGUCAUCAGAAACAGAAGAACAGGCUCAAUCCUCUUCAUGGGCAGAGUCAUGACCCCCGAAGUCGUCGAGCCCUUCGACCGGGACUUCGACUCCAUUUAGAUGAGACGCAGGGUCGCUGUGUCUCUGCAUUUCAAAUCCUGACAUCAUAAAUGCUACCUAUUCUCUGUCGCCAUCCUCAGCUGUGUUUUAUACUCUUUACAAAGAAUAUAUAUUAUCCGAUAACAAUACGAUAUAUGAAGAAAAGAUUACAUAGAGCUUACUGUAUAAUGUGACUUUGUUUUUAUACUCGGAGCUUUAAAUUCUACAGGCACGUUGACAACGGUAGAUGUAAAUAUUCACAAGUGAAGUGCAGUUUGUAUGAGCAACAGGAACCUGCUGUAUGUAAUCCAUGCACAGCCCCUUUAAGUUCAGCUCAGCAGUUUCAGUUUCCUACUCACUUGCUACAAAACAUAUGACACACAAAAGGUACACUUUAAGAGCGACACUGUAAUUACAUCCAUGUACGAUUGGCAUUGUGUUAUAUAUACAUAAAUAUGCCUACUAUUUAUUGCAGAAAAAAUGUGAGUAUUACAUUCUUUAAAAAUGGUAGUAUCUUAGAAUCAAGACAUUUUUUUUCUCUGCAGUAGGCACAUGACUUGACUGCUGAGGAAUCAUAAUGCCUUAUCAUAAGUGAAUGGCUAAUUGAGCCUGAGCUGGGCAUCUUACAGGUGAGCCAAGGGGAUUGUGUAACUAGGCCAGGUUACUAUGGAGAUGGACCUGAGAAUGCAGGUAGAUCUGCAGCACUCACGUGGAUGUAUAUUUAGCAGAAAACAGUAACAAGCUGUAUCGAUUCAUUUAUUUGACAAAACAUGAAUGUGUUUACAGUCAGAUCUCCUCCUCUCGCUCCUUCUUGAUUUAUAUAUAUAUAUAUAUAUAUAUAUAUAUAUAUAUAUAUAUAUAUAUAUAUAUAUAUAUAUAUAUAUAAUACAUUCAUAUUCAAUAACUUAGAAUAUUAUCAAAUAGUUAAUUUACUUCAGUAACUCCAUUCACCAAGGGAAAUACAUUAUAUAGAUUUACACAGAUCAAUUACACAGAUAAUCAAUCUAAAGCCUUUAUUUCUGUUAUUCCACCUCCAGCUUAUAAAAACACAACAUUUAAGUUUAGAAUAUUGCAUCAGACC